AUGUUCGCUGGACUCCCUGCGAACACUACCGGAGAUCUCAGUGAGUGGAUCCUCGGCCUACACACAUUGAUACUCACAGGGAAUUCUAUAAUGUCGUCAGACUCCGGAGAGCCGUCCGAGAAACGGCACAGUAACUCUGGAGCUCAACUACCCAUCGGGCUAAGUUAUCAUGGGUAUGGUUAUGUUACAGUAGAAACAACACCUGACGAACCUUCACUCGUCAACACCCUGGCGAGGCUCUUUAUCCGUUACAUGUUGAAAUGCAAGGCUCCUAAACAGUGGAAAACAAGGAAGACCGUGUUGUUGUAUAAAAAGGGAGAUCCACAUGACAUUGGCAGCUAUCGCCCAAUCUGCUUACUGUCCGUCAUCUACAAGCUCUUUACAAGAGUGAUCCUUAAUAGGAUUGAAAUAGUCUUGGAUGAAGGACAGCCAUGCGAGCAAGCAGGGUUUCGAAAAGGAUUCAGCGCGAUUGACCACAUUCACACUGUUUCGAAACUCAUCGAGGUAUCACGUGAGUACAAGAUGCCGCUCUGUCCCACCUUCAUUAACUUGAAGAAGGCCUUCGACUCAGUUGAGACGGAAGCGGUCAUGGAAGCCUUGGACAACCAAGGCGUCCCUACUCAGUACAUAAAGGUACUUCGAAAGUUAUAA
Molecule: messenger RNA, 651 nt
Organism: Necator americanus (New World hookworm)
Lineage: Eukaryota; Metazoa; Nematoda; Chromadorea; Rhabditida; Ancylostomatidae
Exons: 3
Coding region: 1-651 (216 amino acids)
Source: RefSeq, a predicted model, not a curated record